This is a messenger RNA of Eucalyptus grandis, 609 nucleotides long. RefSeq names its product transcription factor bHLH14. The record is from RefSeq and is a predicted model, not a curated record. The coding region runs from base 1 to 609 and encodes 202 amino acids. Gene Ontology annotation, biological process: regulation of DNA-templated transcription. NCBI's taxonomy places the organism in Eukaryota, Viridiplantae, Streptophyta, Magnoliopsida, Myrtales, Myrtaceae. Gene Ontology annotation, cellular component: nucleus. Gene Ontology annotation, molecular function: transcription cis-regulatory region binding; protein dimerization activity; DNA-binding transcription factor activity. The transcript has a single exon.
AUGCCAAAGAAGAACGCACUUGUCGGUGCCAGCAAGGGCCCAUAUGCUAAACCUGUCCAAGUCCAUAACAUAUCUGAGAAGAGCGGUAGGAAGAAAACAGUGGACGAAGACGAUAAAGAAUCAUCAUUAUCCCCACUUCUGUCUGGUCCGUCGAGAAACGGGGUGGCAGAGCGGCAGCGGAGGAACAAGAUGAACCAGCAGUUCUACGCACUCCGCCCUGUUGUCCCCACCAUAUCAAGAAUGCACAAGGCGUCCCUUCUCGCCGAUGCCAUGGACUACAUCAAGGAACUCCAGUCCCGGAUUGCCGCAUUGGAGUCCAAGCUUGUUAAGUCCGAGCUGUCAUCACCGAAGCGCCUCAAAAGUAAUAGGACUGUUGCCUCCUUCAGCGACGUGAGUAAGAUAACAUCGCUGUCAAGCAAGAAUAGCUCGACGACUUUGGCUGUCCCGGGCUGGAGAGAGAUGGUGGUGGACGUGAAGAUGGUGAGGCAGGAGGCGGUGAUCCGGGUGUGGAGCCCGAAUCUGGACCAUCCCUGCGCGAGGUUGAUGGACAUGCUCAAGGAAUUGGAGUUUAAGGUCCAGGACGCGAACAUGUCGUGCAUGAAGGGAUGA